Entelurus aequoreus (snake pipefish) is the source of this 5436-nucleotide messenger RNA. Its product is annotated as aromatic-L-amino-acid decarboxylase-like. Lineage: Eukaryota; Metazoa; Chordata; Actinopteri; Syngnathiformes; Syngnathidae. The transcript is spliced from 14 exons. The coding region runs from base 436 to 1878 and encodes 480 amino acids. Gene Ontology annotation, biological process: catecholamine metabolic process; serotonin biosynthetic process; amino acid metabolic process. Gene Ontology annotation, molecular function: aromatic-L-amino-acid decarboxylase activity; pyridoxal phosphate binding. The record is from RefSeq and is a predicted model, not a curated record.
UUUCCAUUCUUGUUACAAAGUGAGUAUAAUUUACAUGACUGUCUGUUAAUAAAUAUUUUGGUUAAACACGGAAAUCAUUCUGGACAUCGAUUAUUAGCCGGCUGCCCACGUCGGAACUAGCUUCAUUUAUAUUCGGCAACCAUGUAGCAGUAGAGUAUAGGACUUUACCGCUACAAUUUAGUCAAAAACUGCCUCAUCGGAACGCGAGUUGUUUAUUGGGAAGCAACAAGCUUCGAGGCUCGUUUUGGAAGAGGAACGCACGGGCCGCUGUCAGCUGUUUGUUUGGCAACCGGCGGCGGAGGAAACGGAUCGGCGAAGCGGCGGAGACCUUCUGCAAUCAAGCUCUGCAUCGACAGCUGCGAGUCCCACUGGAGAGCUACAGGGUCGCUACAGGGAGCCAAGCAGCGUUGAUCCCGUCCUACACCUGUGUGUAGCAUGGACGCAGCAGAGUUCCGGCGUCGAGGAAAGGAGAUGGUUGACUUUGUCGCCGACUAUUUGGAGAACCUGGAAGAGCGACCAGUCUAUCCAGAUGUGGAACCAGGAUAUCUCCAUACCUUGAUACCGACUGAGGCACCAGUGGAACCAGAGAGCUAUGAAGAUAUCAUCAAAGAUGUGGAACGAGUCAUAAUGCCAGGGAUCACCCACUGGCACAGUCCAUACUUCUAUGCCUACUUCCCUGCAGCGUCCUCUUAUCCUGCCAUGUUGGCAGACAUGCUCUCUGGAGCCAUCGGUUGCAUUGGAUUCUCUUGGGCGGCUAGCCCAGCUUGCACAGAGCUGGAGACAGUAAUGUUAGACUGGUUGGGGAAGAUGCUGCAGCUACCGGAGUCUUUUUUAGCUGGAACUAGUGGGCAUGGAGGAGGAGUCAUCCAGGGCACAGCCAGCGAGGCGACCCUCAUGUCUUUGCUCGCUGCCCGCUGUAAAGCCAUCCGUCGAGUCCAGUCCCUUAACCCGGAAAAGUCGGAGUCGGACAUUCUCUCCAAACUGGUGGCGUACACAUCAGAGCAAUCUCAUUCGUCAGUGGAGCGUGCCGGUCUGAUUGGAAGUGUGAUGAUGAGGAAAGUCCCGACAGACAGCACUUACGCCGUCACAGGUGAAACGCUGAGGAAGAUGGUGGAGAAGGACAAAGCAGCGGGACUCAUCCCUUUCUAUUUCUGUGCAACACUUGGCACGACUCCAUCGUGUGCGUUCGACCACAUCACUGAGCUGGGGCCCAUAUGUAAUAAGGAAAACAUGUGGAUGCAUAUUGACGCUGCGUAUGCUGGCAGUGCAUUUAUCUGUCCUGAAUUCCGUCCCCUGUUGAAUGGAGUUGAGUUUGCAGACUCUUUCAACAUGAACGCACACAAAUGGCUUUUAAUCAACUUUGACUGCUCUACCAUGUGGGUGAAGAAGAGACAGGACAUGAUUGGCGCCUUCAAGGUGGAACCACUUUACCUAAAACAUGAGAACCAGGAGUCAGGUUUGGUGACGGAUUACAGGCACUGGCAGAUUCCACUGGGCAGACGAUUCCGCGCGCUAAAAAUGUGGUUUGUCUUUCGUAUGUACGGACUCAAUGGACUACAAGCUCAUAUACGUAAGCAAGUGGUGCUGGCCAAGGAGUUUGAGAGUUUAGUACGAGCAGACAAGAGAUUUGAGAUCUGUGCUGAGGUCAUCAUGGGUCUGGUGUGCUUCAGACUGAAGGGCUCCAAUGAGCUGAACCAGAAGCUGCUGAAGAGGAUCACGAAGAACCGUGAGAUCCACUUGGUGCCUUGUCAUCUGUCCGGACGCUUCGUGCUGCGCUUGGCCAUUUGUGCGCGGCCCACCGAGUCUCGCCACAUCCAGCAGGCGUGGCGGCACAUCACACAGCUGACCUUUGAACUCCUGCAAGAUGGUUUUCAUUGAGUCCGAGGUAGUGAGGCUGACGUUGCAGAUACCACGCGUCAUAAAAGGAGCACCAAAAAGCAUGCGCAGGUUUAUUACAACCGUGAUUUUUUUUUUUUUUUGCUUCUUAUUUUUGAAUUUAUACACAAAGACGCACGCUCCUCGGUUUAUUUGCAAGUCAACCUCAAUUUAGCUUUAAUUUCCGAUUCAUGUGCGUUUAUUUAUUGCCUAUGCAGCUUCCGCCCUGUGUAUGGUUAUGGUGCAGGUGAACUUCAAAUGCAUUUGUUGUGGUCUUUAUGAAUGUAUUGCAAAUUGUGUAAGUGCCGCGUUGUUUUGGUUAACACCGAGAUUGACCCCAAAUAUAAAACAUUUCUUUUUUUGAGAACUGUUUCGGAAAAAAAGACAAAAUCAAAGACCUAACACCAUACAUAAAACCCAUUAAUCACCAUUAUCUUUUCAUUGUCAUACAUGGGGAGGACCUGAUAACAACUUUUAUCACUACCAAUAUUGGAGUCUUAAUUAAGAGCUGAUAUCAGCCAGAUACUUACAUUGUUUUAAAUACUAUUGUUUUUUUUAAUAGAAAAGGCUUGAUCAGGUGAAAUUAAUCAAACAGAACAAUUAUAGGUAUGAAAAACAAACAUGACAGAUUUUGCUGCCUCUAAAUUGAAGUGGAGUGCUAUUUUUCUUUUGGUAAUAUUUAGGUUUAGCUCAUGACACAAUAAGUUGAAUGAUGCUAAAGUUAAAGUUAAAGUCCCAACGAUUGUCACACACACACACGAGGUGUGGUGAAAUUACCCUCUGCAUUUGACCCAUCCCCUUGUUCACCACCCGGGAGGUGAGGGGAGCAGUGAGCAGCAGCGGUGGCCGCGCUCGGAAAUCAUUUGGUGAUUUAACCCCCGAUUCCAACCCUUGAUGCUGAGUGCCAAGCAGGGAGGUAAUGGGUCCCAUUUUUUGUAGUCUAUGGUAUGACUCAGCCGGGGUUUGAACUCACAACCUCCCAGUCUCAGGGCGAACACUUUAACCACAAGGCCACUGAGCUGGUCGACACCUAUUUUUCCGCCUUGAAGGCUUUGUAUCUCUAACAUGCGUUUAUAAUUAUUUGAUAUUUGUUUAUAUUGACAAAUGUACUGUUUUUCGGCUGCAGUAUUGUUUAUUAUGCAUGUCUAGCAUGUGUGCAAUUGUGUGCUUGGCUGUUGUGUAGCUGCUAGCUCCCAGUGGCCAAUACCCUACCAUGUUUAUCGACUUGACUAAAAUAUACUGCAAGAACAUAUUUUGCUGGCUGUCCAGCUUUUGCACAAGUAAACACACUGCAGGGCUACUUGUAUCGGAGAUUUUAGAUGCAAGCCGAUAUCAUCUGAUUUUUUUCCUUCUGAUAUUGGCUCAAUAUCGAUAUCGGAUUAAGACACUCCUAAUCAUAAUGCCUAGGGCUUAGGGUCUAAUACGAACCGUAACCUUGGUCUCUGUGUUGCGGCUGAAACUCUUGAGGGUGUGUGUGAGUGACAGGAAGAAAAGCGACGACUUGUUUGGCGCCACCUGUUGGUUUGCAUGCAUAGGUUUCGCGGACGCCGUUGUUGCUGUUACAAAUAAUGACUUCAGAAGUGUCUGUUCCCAGUGAAAGGUGGCACAUUACACUAGUAUCAACUCCACACACACAGCACUUCCUUAUUUUCGACCAAUUACACUCAUGUACGGUGCAUUCAGUGACAUUUAGUAAAAACUGACGUUUGUGAGCGUCAUGAGUCUUAGAUGUAGGAAAAAAAGUAACUCAAUGAUUACUUUCCUUCUGUAUUUAUUUACAUUUAUAAAGGAGUAAUUACCUUACUAGUUUAAUUACCUUUUUUGGGAAGUAAACUGGUAAAAUGUUAAUUUUGAAAUAGUCCAACACUGCUUGAGAAUGUAGGACCCAUUUCCCCCACUUUUUUCAUUGGAAAAAGAAUACUGUCUUAUAUUGGGGUCAAUGAGGUGUGUGUACAAUUGUAUGCACAACAUAAAUACUUGCACUGUGACUUGCUCGUGAGGGACACUACAUUUUUAAAAAGUUAAUUUAACUUUUUUAUGAGUAUGUAUACUGUGCAUUCAUUUGUCAACAGUUACAAGAUAAAUGAUGGAUAUUUGAUCAAAGGCAUUAUGCACAAUUGGACCAGUGUGGUCGCAGACGACAACCAAUCACGCUAAACGUAUUUGUAGUCAUAAUGUGAUCGUUCAAUCAACGAAAUGUGCAUUGCAGGUCAGAACUCAUAGUUUGAAGCCAAACAGCGUAAGGACCUGACCUUUGACCACUUUUGCAUAUUGAAUUGGUUAUCCUUCAACAUCAACUUGUGCUGGUUGAAACGUUGAAAGAUUUACUACAAAAAGAUUAACUUCAGGUCAAAUGCUAUAUUGUAUUCAUAUAUGAUCAUCUGGUGAUGUUAUAGUUUGCAUGUUGCUAAACAGAGAUUUGCUCUCAAUUGGCUCCACAGUAAACGUGGGAGCAACAACACUUGUCAUGUUGUGUCUAUGGAGGCGACAGUUGCAAUUCUUUGCGCUUUUCUCUCGCUAUAAACAGUAUGUGCUACUAUGUUUUUAUCAGAUUAAUAAAGUCUCCUGUUGUCAGCAAGGACCAGUUUUCUUGCCCUUCAUUAACACAGAAUACACACAUUAGAUUCACUUUAUAGAGUUUAAAAUUAAGUUUAGUCGACACUUUUAUAGUAGUUCAAUCCAUUCACACAUUUAACACGACAAACAGCCUAAAUAUGUCCAUUUAUUUUAGUAUGUUAACUUUAUUAUUUUGCAUAUACACUUAUUUCACAAGUAUUAGUGUUGCUCCCAAACAUGCACCUAAUUAAAUUACAAGGUUUAGUAGCAUCUUUCAGUAGUUGUUCAAGAUGUUUCGAUUCCUCGCAGGGUUAUGAGCUUAUCUCUAUUUUAAAAACAGCAUAGAGUACCUCAACUUACGAGCCUAAUUAGUUCUGUGACAAAUCUCUUAACUCAAAACAUUUGUAUCUAAACGUCUCCCUAUGAAAUGAAUAAAAUCUAUUUAAUUGUUGCUUGGCCUCCCCAAAACAGCUCAAUUUUAACAAGUAACAUGCUUUUAAAAAAUAAAUACACAUUUCUAACUAAUACAUAUUGGAUAAAAACAAUACAAUAGAAGGUACUACUAACAAUUUCAGUUGUCAUAAUAAGGUACAACAUUUACCUUAGAGAGUGUACUUCUACGGUAUCUCCUUUCAGCUGCUCCUCAAACACACCAUCUGCAGAUUUUCCAAAUGUGUAUACCGUAAUUUCCGGACUAUAAGCCGCUACUUUUUCCCCUCGUUCUGGUCCCUGCGGCUUAUACAAGGGUGCGGCUUAUUUACGGCCUGUUUUUCUCCGACACCGACGAAGAGGAUUUCGGUGGUUUUAGUACGCAGGAGGAAGACGAUGACACAAUGAUUAAAGACUGACUUUUCAUAUACCGGUAGGCUGGUUAUUUUGAUAACGUACAUGCGAGCACUUUGUAUUACUUUGCACCGUUGUAUUAUUUGUACUCUGCACGAAUGUUGUUCGCCAUGUCAAAGAUGUGAAAGUUUGAUUGAAUGAUUGAAAGAUUUAUAGUUAAUA